AUGGUCAAUCUUGUUACCAUGGUAGAGAGGUCUGAACCGACUGACAUCUAUCAUAUCGUUUACGAAUUGGCCGCAUACGAUCUCAAUGUCUUCCUGACCACGAUGCGGUAUGAUCUCAGGAAGAUACGCCACGCCACAGCCUCACCGGAAAGAACAGGUUCCGUCAACAUGUGGCCUGGAGAUCUAAUCUCAGAAAGCGUCAAUCUCGCCGAUGCAUUGGACUAUCUUCAUAACCGGUUGAUCUCCUCCAAAUUGCAUUCAUCGCUUUCCCACAAUGACAUCAAACCAGAAAACAUCUUGGUGGUGUAUCCUGAGACCACUAGUGAUCGUGAGCUGUACCCCGUGGGACAGUGGAAACUCGCCGACUUCGGGCUCUCGAAGAUGAAAGUCAAGCGAUCCUCUGGUGGCCACAGCAGACACUUGAGUGCGGGCAAUCCUCCGUUCCUUUCUUCCUAUCCCCAGAGGACACACAGAACUGAGAGACCCAAAUCUGUGUCCAAUGAUAUACCAGAGAGAUACCCGGGGAUGUAUACGGCACCGGAGCUGGAUCAAGAAACCCCGCGAGAAGCAGACUGCAGGAAUGCGGACGUAUGGUCUUUCGGAUGCGUUCUCUCUGAGAUUGUCACCUACGCUGUCAACCUCGACUUCCAGCAAGUGGUGUCUUUUCGCGACUCACUUUUACAGAGCUCUCCAGCGGACUCAAAGUUCUACAAUAAAAGAUCCAAGGAUGUCAAGUCAGAGUUCAUCGACCAUCUUGCCAGACUACCGAAUACCACACAAUCAAUUACGCGCAUCUCAAGCAAUGCUCUAUGGACGAAUCAAUGCGUUGAUCUCAUCAGAAAGAUCGUGGUCAAGGAGCCGGGUAAUCGAUUGGGCCCAAGUAAGAUCCGCGAGAAGCUUAGCCAGAUCGGUCAAGCUAUGCACAGCGGAAGAGAGGAGUGGCUGAAGCAUAGCCCGCCACCACCACUCACAGUGGACAUAAGCGCUGCGAACACGGAAAUGGCAGUCUCUUGUCCAACGAGUAUCAUGUCCCAAAGCCCAACUGAGUAUACAAACCCCGAUCACGAGAGAGAAGGACCAAUCACCAGGAUACCGAGUAUCACCAUUCACCCAGUUGAGCAUGCGAGCUCAGACCCUAUACAGGCUCCACACUCUAAGGAGACUUCGACCCAAGCUAUAUAUCAGGGCGUCGAAGCCGGUGGCCGCACCAUAUCCAAUUUCGGAGACACGAUCGGCAACUAUCGAGGAAGAACAUUGUUCGAUAGUAGUAGAAGAAAGGAAGAUAUAGUAGAUAAGGUCCUUGGAGUCGAGCACCCCGACACACUCACCAGCACGGCCAACCUGGCGUCGACGUUUUGGUAUCAGAAGCGGUUGGAGGAGGCUGAAAAGCUGGAGGGGCCAAGGCCACAGAGUCAGGACGAGAAGAUGCCUACUGAGACACAAUGUUGUCACAAUGCGUCUCAAAGACACAUACUCACUGAUAUGUCUCGAGAGCUCAUCGAAACUCCCGAGUCUAUUUACGGCCUUCUCCCCGAUUCAUUGAAAUCGGGUGUGCAAUUCGACACCAACGGAUUGAGCGGCCAAUUCCCAGGGACCUGGACCUGCCGGCCGCUUGACGACAAUGAGCCCGCAUCAUAUCCACUCACGAUUGCUGGAGCACCAGUGACUAUCGAUGGCCGCCAACUGGAGGUGUCAGCCCUCCUCCAGAUCCUAGAUCGUCCAAACUAA
Molecule: messenger RNA, 1728 nt
Organism: Alternaria viburni
Lineage: Eukaryota; Fungi; Ascomycota; Dothideomycetes; Pleosporales; Pleosporaceae
Exons: 2
Coding region: 1-1728 (575 amino acids)
Biological process (GO): protein phosphorylation; intracellular signal transduction
Molecular function (GO): protein serine/threonine kinase activity; ATP binding; protein binding
Source: RefSeq, a predicted model, not a curated record